Petromyzon marinus (sea lamprey) is the source of this 7786-nucleotide messenger RNA. It is a transcript of the gene VGLL4, whose product is annotated as vestigial like family member 4. Gene Ontology annotation, molecular function: transcription coactivator binding. The record is from RefSeq and is a predicted model, not a curated record. NCBI's taxonomy places the organism in Eukaryota, Metazoa, Chordata, Hyperoartia, Petromyzontiformes, Petromyzontidae. Gene Ontology annotation, biological process: negative regulation of DNA-templated transcription.
UUACUGUUACAAUACUUUAAUAUAUUGAUUACGUUCACCCUAAUGUAUCGAAUCGCGUAAUAAAUGUAUAGUAAUCGGUUCCCAUGAUCUCUACAGCCACUCGUGGCCACUACACUCACUCCAGUGUAAGAAAAACAUCUAUUAUUUUAUCGGAUUGUAGCCAUCAAAAUGGGACAAUUAAUUGCAUCGAGUGAGGAUGAAUCUCUAAAUGUAUAUAAUCAUAGCAAUCAUAAAUUCAUGCCCUUUGUUUAUCCAGGAAUGCCUGAGUCUUAAGACUGUUUUUCAAGAGGGUCUUGCAAUUGGGAUGUUUGGCCAAUCUCAUUAAGGAGUGUGAGCAUGACUUGGGAUUAACCAGAGCUGAGUACCCGGAGAAUACCCACACUUACGAAGUGAUAGCUCAGAAAUAACCACGUACCUAGGAGGUUUAUGAGUUAUGAAUACACAUAAUUUCUAGCGUUAUCCUGCAUAUGUUAAACUAAUUAAAUUCGUUACAGCCAUGUGCCAAUAUAUGUUGAACUACUUUCACACCUCCGUGCUAAUCGGAGGUGCUAAGAUCUCUGCACGUCGGUUUUGCUUGCCAAUACUUCACCAUGCUGGUCAAUGAGGGUGGAUGAAGUGCGCAUGUGUGCGCGAGAGGGUCAGUUUUGACCGGUUGACAUAUCACUCGCUAUUGAUGUUAGCCACAUCCAGGAAGCGAACCAAGAGAGCCAGGUCCAUUGCGCAGUGAGCAAAGCACCGGAACCACCGCUCCCCUCCCUCCCUACCUCAUAUCGUCAUUCGUGAUGAAAAUCUGUUACCUGUGCCAACAGACAGUGCCCAACCUUGCCACACCGUUGUCACCUAUAUAUAUAGUUUUGUAUCAAACGUAACUCUGCAAGCCGGCGACUUCCCUUCCGUAAACGUGGACUGCAGAGCAGCCACCGCGUGCGGCAAUGCAGCGCGCACCGUGCGUGCUCUCUAACCCCGGGCUCUGGCCACAAACCAACCACCCCAACCCCCUGCCGAGACGCAGGAAAAGCCAACGGGCUGACAUCAGAGCCGAGUGCUGUUUGCCCUCCCCAUCCACAUCCCCUCCGACACUCCACCCACCACACCGCACCUCCCUCGCUCUCUCUCUCUCUGCUUUCCUCUCCUCCUGUCGAAAAGAGGGUCCCCCCCCCCCACCCACCACCACCAUCACCAUCUCUCCCCUGCCCCGGUCCGCCCCGUGGUACAGCCCCUGCCUUUUGUCCACGCUGCCUUUGGAGCCCCCUUCUCAUACUGCUGCUGUUGCCGUUCUGCGUUCUGUGAUCAGCCAAGCGCACGGGCCGUGGCCAUUCAGGGCGAGACAGAGCGAGGGACGGGAGAGAGAAGGGGAGGAGGUCGAAAGGGGAGAGAGAGAGAAAACAAAACUAAUUACAUCGCCGGGUGAGUCUUAAUUUGAAAAGGGUGGAAGACGCCGAAGCAGAAGAUAUAUAUAUUUUUUUAAAUCGGAAAGAAAUAAAGUCGUUUUUUUUUUUGGGGGGGGGGGGUGGUGGAGGAACAAAACAAGGAGGGGAAUUCUUGGGAGACUAUUUCCUCCAACAAAGACGACGGAUUUUCAUUCGUUUUUUUGCAACAUUGUGCUUCGGAAGACCCCAGCUGCUGCAGCAGCAGCAAGCAGCAGCAGCAGCUCCCCCAACUCAUCACCAACAACCCGGCCCCGAUUCUGCUUUCCGUGGCUCUUCCAAGACCGUGUCGGAGUGCGAGGGGUUUCUUUAUUUGUACUAUAUCUAAAUAACAAACGAACAACCUUCCACCCCCCCCUACACUGUUAUUCCGCGUCCGUCUCGUUCCAACCAUCCUCCAGAAGAAACCUCAAUCCCCCUCUUUUGCUGCGUCCUUCCACCCAGAGCAAUGAUGCACCGCUUACAUUUCCUAAGCCUCCAGUACUUUGACGCCAUGAACAACAACGGGACGCUCCUUGGUUUCAAGGGCGAAACCCUGAGCAACGGUGACCUCCGGCAGGCCAUGCGGCUGCCGCCACUGCUGCAGGACCCCAGGGCUGCCCUCCCGCCCACCGGUCUCAAGCGCAAGUACAGUGAGGAGCUCUGGCACGAGUCGUCGGACGCCUCCGACGAGGAACAAGCGCCCCGGAGCAGCAAGGUCCCCGCGCUGCAGCCGCGGCCGGGCAGCAACGGGGAGUACGGGCGUAGCUACCCGCUCAGCGGCAGCCCCGGCGAGCCCCGGCGGGCACCGUCGCCCGCGCCCUUCGGCUGCCUGCCCCACGACCUCUCCGUGCAGCCCAUGUCGGUGGAGAUGUCGCGCCCGUCCAUGGGCAGCCCUGGCUCGUCGCCCGGUGGAGGCCCAAUACCGCUCCACAGCACCAUGCUCCAGCAGCAGAUGCGACCUUCAGUGAUCACCUGCGCGCCGCCAUCUCGCAACUCGGUGCGGAGCCAGCCCAAGAGCAGCCCGCCGCUCAAGCCCACCGGCGACUUCGGCAAAGAGCCCGGCUCGUCGGCGCCGUACGACCCGGUAGUGGAGGAACACUUCCGGCGGAGCCUGGGCCGGCACGGGGGCCCGGGGCCGGCCGCCCGCGAGGCCGAGCCGGCGGCGGUCAGCCCGUCGUCCUGCGUGUCGGUCACCGGCUCCGUCGACGAGCACUUCGCCAAGGCGCUGGGCGACACGUGGCUGCGCAUCAAAGCGGCGGAGGGCGACGCCGCUCCGCACCCGACCGCCCAGUCCUCGUCCUCCUCCUCGUCCCUGUCCUCGUCCGCCUCUUCCCCGUCGUCGUCCGCCUCCAUGGGGGGAGGCCGAGGAGGCUCCCCCGGUUCCCGUAACCGCUCCCCGUCCGUCAUCUCGUAAAGAGUGCGGCACCUCCGGUCGCUGUUGGCGCCUGCGCAGAGCGUGGCGUUGUCCUUUUUUUAUUUUAUUUCUGUGCUGCGGUUAUCACAACGCAAUUGCCCCCAUUGUUGGUUAAACACAAAAAGCCUGUGACGACGACGACUAUGAUGACAAUGAUGAUUUCACUAAGUAUGCGCACACGGCUGCCCUGGUGGCAGAUACUAGGGCACAUUUUUAUUUGUGUUUAUACCAAUGUUAUGCACAUUUCGCAUUGAUUGCCGCCUCCUAAUGUAUGAGUGUCAAACGUAGGUUUGUACGCAAAGGCCCCAAGGUUAACCUUACAUGCAUUAUGGAAAGUGUUAAAAUACAUUUAGCUUUUGUGGAACAAAAUGCUCUCAAAGUUUAUACUUUGAACGUUCUGAGAAAAAUAAGGUUUCUUUUUUACAUGCAAGCUAUUUUUUAAGAAACAUAGUUUUAAUAAAAUCGGCAUGUUGAAAGACGUAUGUCUUCCGUACAUAGCACAUUGCCCUUUCGUCCCAAGUCAGUGAUGUCAGUCACCUUUAGUGAAUUUAAAUCACUAUUUACGUAAGCAGGUGCUACCGAUAACCAGCACAGGGGAAUCUGCUGCACUGUGCAUCCAACAUCCCCUCGUGUACUGCAUGGAGCACAGCUGGUCUCUGCUGUUGGUUGGAAUGCCGACUUCCAUAUAAGGGACACUGCUCAAAGGCGUGCAUUAACCAGAUAAGGUAGUCACGCUCUAAAUAAGGAAUGCCGAGUAAAUCGCUGGCUAAAGCUCUAUGACGUAGCAACUACAACUCUUGUAUCCCACAUGUUUCUGCAAUGUUCCCCCAUUGCCUAGACACACACACACAGUCAGUCAUUAUACGUUUUUUUAUUGCAGCAGGCUGUUUUAUCAUAUAUAUGAAAACUGCUGGUAACAGGACAAUAAGCAACGAUUGGCAUCGCGAGCGAGUUUGUGUGUGUGUGUGUGUGCGGUUUAACUUUAGCUGUGGCACGUGGGUUUUUAUAUGUUAUAAUUUUUCAAUAAGAUUUCCUUUGUUCGACUGCAAAGCGGGAAAUUUGCAGGAACAACAUUUUGUAGCGCCGAUUUUUUUUUCCUGGUAGAAAAAAAAUUGAAGGAAAAUAACAAAAUGAGCUCUGGGAAUCUCUACUCCCAGAGGAGUUUGUUUUUCUCUCUCUCUCUCUACGGUUCGUUCAGGCAUUGGCGCUGAAUACAAUCACCCCCAUUUCUAAGCUUUAAGGGUUGCCUUUUUAAAAAGGGGUGGCCCACUCGCACAGGGUAUUGACUGUUUGGGUAUCGGGAGGGCAGUACUUCCCCUUUCCUCCCUUGACUUCAAGGAAAUAUUUACUGGGAGUGGCGGAGGUUAGUGAGGUGGGCUGCAGUGUGGCUUUGCUGCUGGUUCAGCUUGGUUCAGCUAGGUCGAAACGUGUACCCCCCCCCCUCCUCCAUUGUUUUGGAACAGGUGUCCGGACACAGCCAACAUUCCACCUGUCCUGUGCAAAAGGCAGGACCCAUAACACUUAUACUUCUGCACAAUACUUAGGCGAGUAGCUGUAAACGAGAGCAUACUAACACAGUGAGGCGGCAUAGCGGUUCUAGACUGAAGUUAACUUAAAUGGCAAACAAUGCGGCGGCACGGUUCGGUUGUGUUGAGAAGUAGCCGCGGGAUUUCUCACAGCACGAGAACCCGUACACGGCACAUGUUUUGUAGCGAACACUGCGAGUUAUUUUUUGCUGCUGGUGUUGAACAAAAAAUAAAAUGUCGGACUGGAUUUCCUUAAUUUAAAUAUUAAAUUCGUGAAAUUCUAAUUGAUUUAAUAAAUCGGCAUAUUUUUUUUUUUCAAAAUUUACGCUAAAAUCGCGGCAAAAAGAAACGGGCUUUGAGUGGAGGGAAAAGUAAAUUCGCACUUCACGUGAGCCAACGAUGGUUUCUCGUUUCAGCCCCUUUCCUCGCAAUUGCACCAAGCAGUUCACGGUCCCAUUCCAGAAUAAGCAGCGUUCAUGAAAUUACUGCGCAAUCGUUAAUGUUUGCGUUCACAUCUGUCAAGGGCCCACGUUGCUUUGGUUAUUUUAAAAAUGUAUAUUUACGAGGCAUGUAACGUAAAUGCAUCGGAUUAAGCUGGUUCUUAUGCCCGCGAUAUAUGUGCUGGCUCGUGCGUCUAAGAAUUUGUUGUUUACGAUUCAUUAAAAUUAAAGUCCAAUGUUACCUGCGGGCUGCUAGAAGCAACAGAGUUGCACAACAUAGAGAAAAUGCCACUACAAACGAGAUGGUUAAAACGGACAAAAACUAUAUUUUUUGAAGAAAAAAACUCAAGCGGAGCCAGAUCGAGAAACCUGUAAGGGGCAGGAAGUUCUGAACAUUGUAAGGUUUUUAAAUAGGCCAUAUGUUCAUUAAAAAAAAAACAUUGUGUAUUUUCUCUAGUAAAUAUCAAUACAAACUAUAAACGUGUGUUUAGAGUAUUUGGCUGCUAUAAAUUUCCAGAUUAUAAGCCACUUGGUUGAGCAAUCGUUUGUGACCAGGUCACUUCUGAAAAAGAGCUAUUUAGCUCAGUGGGCUGUACCUGGUUAAAUAAAAAAGUGAAAUACUAAAUUUAGGGCCUCAAUGGGGGGGGGGGGGGAAUCGCGUCCCCCACACCCCCUCUUUGGAUCCUCCACUGGUGAAAAAUAUUCGUCAAUAGCCCUGCCCAAAAGAGGAAAAAUUACAUAAUAGGCGACAUUGGGCAAUGGUCCUUCUUCACAGCAGCGAUGCGCCACUGCCCAAAAUGUCGCCUGUUAUGUAAUAUUCCCAAAGGGCAGUGUUACAGAUCAAUGUGUUUAAUUGUUGUUACUUGUGCACCAAUGCCAUCACAGUAUGACGAGCAAAAGCAUUCUCCGAGUAGAAUCAAAACCUUUUGAGUCGUGACAAUUCAUCGAAUUACUCUGGGCAAGAACGGUGGUUUAAUCGUUACAUGCCUAAUAUUCACUCACUGCUGUGGAAGACCAGACUGUGUGCUGAAGUUGAUCUUAUAACAUUUUGUAAACAAAAAUUAUCUACUUUCCCCCACACAGUUUAGUCUACCUUAGUCUACCUCCACUUCUCACGGGCCAUUUGCAAGUUUUUAUUUUAAGUGGUAGUCUAAGAAAAUGCCCUUUGGCAGUGGUGAGUGAAGUGUUUCUCAAUUUAUGAUGCACAAUGAGUAAAACCCUGAAAUUUCAAAUCGAUAUUUUUUUCUCCACUUUUACAAUUAUUCGCUUAGUUAAAAUAUUUUGUAGUUAUUUUAUUUCUCGUGCAAAUGGAAUUAAGUUUGCCUUCAAGCUAGUAUUACGCUGAGCGUAAUAAGGUUGCUAUUAGAUUUUUGGUUGAAGUAGCUGCAUUAAAAAAAUAAACAUACAUUAUGUAUUUAAUUUCUUUUAUUACACUUCUGUUUUGAAAGUUGAUUCUUUCUUACAGUUCAGUUAUGAGGUAUUAUAGUGCAGGAACACAGUAUUAUUUAGAGUAAUGCAUGCUAUGUACGACGUAACCUGUAUACGUUUGGCAGCCACCGUUGCCGCUUCAAGUGACCUGCAUCGUAGCUGCGAAACAGUAGUUCCUUCCGAGAGCAUCGUCCUUUUAGAAGUAGCAACACGCUCAGGGCCUGUUGCUCAAACAGCACGAAGGCACGACUCCCCCAUCCAUACGCCUUGCGUGCGAGCCAUGUGAUCACCACAUUGCACGUCCAAUGCUCUCAGCCUUGUCCAGACCACCAGCUUCAAAAGCUGAACGUGUGGUCGCAUCGUCGUUAUCCGAGUCGUUGCCAUGUCGUCGUUUGCUGCGCCUUUGCGUGUCGUUAUUUCUGUUUCACGGCCUAAACGCAUUUCUCCUUCGCGAUGGGGGGGGGGGGGGGGGGGUUUCUCUUUCUUCGUGCACAGAAAGUGUGGCAUCCUUCUUUGUAGUGCAUUGCUAAAAUGACCUGAGUGCAUGAAAAACUGUGCAAAAUGCAGCAGUCAGGCAGGCUCUGGUGUAAAAAGCACAGCCCCCCCCCCCCCCCCGGGCACUGUGCUGGCGUCUUAAGCGAUCUGAGAUCCGCAUCCUUCACGCAUCUCUGUAGGCUGGCCCUAUGCGUCACAACUAGUUUUCAGUUAUGUGGCAUAUAUAUUUUUUUAAUACACAUUUUUUUCGUGGUCAUGUUUGCAAAACGGUUUUUUUUUUGCAGUAACAAGUGAAAAAAAACGGUUAACAGCAGAGCGACAGGAACAAAACAUUUGCCCGAUUACAAAGCACGGGAAGGUAUAGAUAAUUAAUUCAGCCUAAAACCUCCAAUGAUCAAAACGUGUGCACACCUUUAAGGGGUCAAAAGGUUGCGAAACAUCGGCUACAUUUUGUAUGGUUUUUCCCAAACGAAAACAUCCUCAGAUAUUGAAACCCUCGGGUUGUUCUAGAGGACUGAUCACCAAAAAAAAACUAUGUAUAGAUCAUGUUAUUGUCAAAGACAAGGGUUUUGUGAAUUUAAAAUCUGACGGUAGUAAUUUAGGAUGUCCAAGUUUGAAUUGUUUAGAUUUGGUAAAGCUGGUCACUGACGUUUGUAUUUUAGCAAAUUAGGUGAAAAAGUGUGCAGCGUUUUGUAUAUCGAAAUAACAACACCACCAACAAGGUGUGCUCACAAACAGCAGGUAGACAACUCCCAUCAUGCCUUGCAUGCUCGUUCACCAACACAUCGCAUAUACAAUGCUCUCGGCCUUGCCCACACCACCAGCUCAAUAAGUGAAUGUUCAGAGUCCUGCCUUCCCGCUGUUUGUGAGCAGGGCACCAUUGUAUGUUGUUAGAUCUAUUUGUUUCCAGCCUGCACGCAUUUUCCUGUUGUGAUGGGAUGUCCCAUAACAUACAGAAAGUGUUGGAUUUGAAGUUUUGUAUAUUACUUUUAAAAGAAGGGCUUGGAAUGUAAAAUCUGUAGUAACGAUUGCAAUGUGGUCAUUUCUCUAGCAAUAAAAUUCAUUUUUAAUGCA